Messenger RNA from Exophiala aquamarina CBS 119918, 441 nucleotides. RefSeq lists its product as uncharacterized. The transcript is spliced from 2 exons. Lineage: Eukaryota; Fungi; Ascomycota; Eurotiomycetes; Chaetothyriales; Herpotrichiellaceae. Bases 1 to 441 code for a protein of 146 amino acids. The record is from RefSeq and is a predicted model, not a curated record.
AUGCCUUCUGCCAGAGCACGUAACGGACGUCGAGGCAACGACUCAAAAAGUGCCAACCCAAAUCGUUCAACAGCGGGCUCUCGAGAUGGCACACCUGGCGCAGGCCAGAGCAAGAGAGGAGGGAAGACGGGUCCAGGUGUAAAUAGGUCGGCAGACACUGGUGCUCAAAAUGGGCCUGCUACACUAUCGGCACUUCCAUCCUCAGACGAACAUGUCCCGCUUGCAGGCUUCAAUCCAGAUGCCGUGGACGCCGCCCUCAAGCAAGGGUUUGAAUCCAAAGCACCUCUGUUCAAGCCGGAGGCUAAGCCGCAGACCACAAAGACUGAGAGUCCUUGGGGCGUGAAAGCGGGAGCAAUGACCAGUGGCAAAGACUUUUGGCUCGAUCUUCGCAAGCAAGUCUUCGCAUUGCAACAGUCCGGUGGCACCAGUCAGGGAGGCUGA